Cynocephalus volans (Philippine flying lemur) is the source of this 1980-nucleotide messenger RNA. It is a transcript of the gene KIZ, whose product is annotated as kizuna centrosomal protein. Lineage: Eukaryota; Metazoa; Chordata; Mammalia; Dermoptera; Cynocephalidae. Gene Ontology annotation, cellular component: centrosome. Bases 61 to 1965 code for a protein of 634 amino acids. Gene Ontology annotation, biological process: spindle organization. The transcript is spliced from 14 exons. The record is from RefSeq and is a predicted model, not a curated record.
GUCUCCUCGGUAACCCCGGCCAACCGCCAGCCCGGAGGCGGUUUGGAGCGGUGUGGCAGCAUGCGACGGACCCCUGCGUCGUCCUCGUACCUGCCGAGCCCCGACUUCUAUGAGAAGGUGGGCCGCCUCCAGCAGGGGCUUCGGGACAGUGAAAAGAAGAGAUUAGACCUGGAAAAGAAACUUUAUGAAUAUCAUCAGUCUGAUAUAUUCAGAGCUAAGCUGAAAUAUGUAAAACUAAAGAAACACCUGGAGGAAAUAUGUGAAUCAGAAAAGAAGGCUAAUAUUCGAAACCAAGAAUAUUUAAAGCGACUUGAGCGCCUCCAAGCUGAGAUUGAACGAGAUGUGACCAGAAAUACAGAGAAACAUCAAGAACUGAAGACUAAAUAUAUGACUCAAAUUAAGAAGAUGCAGCUACUCUCAAAAGAAAGAGCCGUGAUAAAAAGUGAACUGAAACAUGAAGUUAGAGAAAAGGUUGUAAUGCCAGCAGGAAUUAACUCGACGAUAGUGGUAUCAAGAGGAUUGUAUCAUCCAGCAACAAUCUUUAUGGGCCGCCAAAUGUCAGCCAUCUCAAGCAUUGGAGAUUUCAGUGCAGAGCAGAAAUCUCCCCAACCCCCAAAGAACUUUUCAAUUCCUGACCCAUGUUCACACCGGCAGACAGCCCAGAGCAGUAACGUGACAGACAGCUGUGUAGUACAAACUAGUAGUGACACACAGUACUUAAAUAAGUCUGACAAAACAGAUGGAAAGACAUCUUUUCAUAUUGGUGAGAAAACGCCAGUCACAGCCAGUUUAUUUUCUGAGGAGGAACAAACUCGUUGCUUGGAGAUAGGAAGCAACGCACGUCAUGAUCAUCUUGCUCAUGGGGACUCAAAGUCACAACGACAAAUGCAAGAACAAAAAAUGUUCAGAAAAAUGCAAGAGAAACAGGAGGAAGAUUUGAGCAGCAGCAGUGACCUCACAGUUUCUGUAAGUGAGGAUGAUCUGAUUUUAAGGAGUCCAGAACCACAGCCAAAACCGGGUGACAAGAUAGAAGGAGAAGAUGGAAUACAGGCCUUAAAAUUAAUCCACACUGAGCAAGAAAGAGAUGCCCUAUCCACUGACAAAAAUAAUCAUAUUUUGCAAACCCUAAGCUCUCCUGAUUCAAAAAAGGAAUCCUCUACUAACUCACCAACAAGAGAGCUCUGUAAUCACAGUGACAUUCUGAAAGAAGACCUUGAAGCUUACAGAGCAGCUGUCCCUCACCAGCUUUCCAGACUCUUACCGGGGGACAAGAGCAGUGAAAAGCAAGUUAGAUUUGAACAAUCACCAGACUCAGGCUUACUGAAGGCACGACUGGGUCAGCAUGUUGCUGCCUUGAAAGAACAUGAUACUUCUCUCAAAGAAGAGGCAAUAGGGUUAUUGAAAAAAGCCCUUACAGAAGAGUGCGAAGACAAUACCUCGGCUAUUCACAGUAAUGAAUCAUCCUGCAGCUUGCUAUCUAUUCUGAAUGACAAUAGUGGAAUAAAGGAAGCUAAACCCGCUCUGUGGCUCAACAGUGUUCGUGCAAGGAAACAAGAAGUUUCAAGUGGAUGUGGAGAUGAGAGCAAGGAAGAAAGCAUGGCCACAAAGAUCCCAAUCACAGAAACAAAAGCCUACCAGUUUCUGAAGAAGUCUAUCCUUCAGGAUAAUACAAAUCAAAUUGAAGACAGAUUUCAGAAGGCAGAUGCUUCUGUGUCACAAUUCUCAGGUUUGAAUAUUGGCAGCAGUGCAUUCAAGACAAAGACAACUAACAAAAUCGCUCUGGAAGCUAGUUUUUCAUCUAGCAAAGGAAGUCCUUUGUCAAGGCAUGAAAACAAAAAGAAACCAAUGACCAGUUUAAAGUCUAAUGCCUUCUGGGGUGAGUCUGAUGACAGUAACUCAGAAAUUGAAGCUGCUUUACGUCCUAGAAAUACAUCCAUCGAUGGUUUUGAUGAUUUUGAUGAUUAAUAAGCUGUAACAUCU